This is a messenger RNA of Emiliania huxleyi CCMP1516, 867 nucleotides long. RefSeq lists its product as hypothetical. Gene Ontology annotation, molecular function: protein binding. The record is from RefSeq and is a predicted model, not a curated record. The transcript has 4 exons. Bases 1 to 867 code for a protein of 288 amino acids. Lineage: Eukaryota; Haptophyta; Isochrysidales; Noelaerhabdaceae.
AUGUUCCUCCUCGCCUCCUCGCUCCUGGCCACCUGGACGGAGCUCUCGGCCAACGGCAGCUGGCCCACGCCGCGCCACGGCCACUCGGCCGUCUUUUGCCCGCGGCGGGGCUGGAUGCUGCUCUUCGGCGGCAAUGCGUUCGACCCGACCAACCAGCUCUUCCGGUUCGACGUGGCGCGCUCCGAGUGGGCGCAGCUCAAGCUGGCCGGUCCGCCGAGCAAGCGCGAGGGCCACACCGCCACCCUCACCGCCGACGGCCGAAUGGUCGUGUUUGGCGGCUACAGCGGUAAGUUCCUGAGCGACGCGCCGUGCGGCCGCGACGGGCACAGCUCCGUCCUCGCGCCGGACGGCGCGACGCUCCUCAUCCACGGAGGCUUCGACGGCACGCGCGGCGAAGAGGGGUCGCGCCAGCUGAGCGACACGUACGCGCUCGACACGACCAGCUGGGGCUGGAGGCGCGUCGCGACCUCGCCGGCGGUGGGAGGCAGCGGCGAGGAGGCGCCGCCCGCGCGGUGCAUGCACUGCGCGGCGUGGGUGGGCGGCGAGGGCGGCGAGGACGGGUGCGGCGGGAUGCUCCUCUUCGGAGGGUACGCCAUCGACGAGGAGACGGACGAGGACCGCACCCUCUCCGACCCGGCCCUCCGGCUGCUCGCGCUGCUGCUGCUGCUCGCGGGCGCCCUGCUCCGCCGCGGCGACUACGCUCGCCUCGGCCUCUCGUUGCUGCUGCUCCUCGAGCAGCAACGCGUGAGCGAGACGCUCUCCAGGCUGCGAGGAGGCGGCACCGCUUUGCCGAGUCGCCUGCCGCGCGCCUCGCCUCCGCGCGCCGCUUCCCUGCGCGGCCUCCCGUGGAGGCGCAAGUUCGGAUGA